Messenger RNA from Xenopus tropicalis (tropical clawed frog), 2535 nucleotides. RefSeq names its product coiled-coil domain containing 78 (gene ccdc78). Bases 181 to 1887 code for a protein of 568 amino acids. The record is from RefSeq and is a predicted model, not a curated record. Lineage: Eukaryota; Metazoa; Chordata; Amphibia; Anura; Pipidae. The transcript has 15 exons.
CCCCCACACUAGGGCCCCUCUCUCACCCCCACACUAGGGCCCUUCUCUCACCCCCAAACACACCGGGGCCCCUCUCCUACCCCCACAGUAGGGCCACUCUCACCCCCACAAACACACCGGGCCCCUCUUUCACCCACAAACACACCGGGGCCCCUCUCCUACCCCCACACCAGGACCCCUAUGCUAGCAACAGCGAUGGAUGCUGCAGACGAUGGUGAGACCUCCCUCAAAGAGCAAAUCAGGAGACUGACCAACGAAAAUGUUCAGCUGCAGGAUCGGAAUGAGAGGUUAUAUGCCAAGCUGGGUGAGUUACAGGAUAAGAUGGGCAAGCUGGCCGGGUCCAAGACAGACCUGUCUUCCAAACUUGUACUCAGUGAGGAAGAAAAACUCAAGAUCUCUAAGGAACUAAUUGAACUUCAGAUUGAGACAAACAAGAUACGAGAGCACUAUGAAGCAGAGACAUUUGAACUCAAGAACACUAUCUUGACUCUAGAGAACCGCUUGAUGUCGCUGGAACUGCAGAAGGAGAAACUGGCUGGAGAACAUGAAGCGGUGAAAGAACGUCUGCAAACAGUUGAAGUAAACCGCAAAGAGCUUGCAGACGAGUACAUUGUUCUGAAGAGCAACUACCUGGCCCUCAGCAAGGAGCAUGAAAAGGAGGUUGCUAAGAAUGAUGAGCUGAGCAUGGAACUUCUUAAUUUAGUCAGUCAGAGGGGACAAGAUGAGACCUACUCCCAAUCCCGAGUUUUGGUUAAUGAAGCCACAGCAGAGCUUGAGCGAGUCAAAGCAAUGGUCAACAGACUCACAGCCCGCAACAUCAAGCCUGAGGAUGUGGUGGCUACAGAAUAUGAACGGCAGAAACUGGAGAGAAAUCUUCUGGGGAACCAGGAUCACAUCAGGGAGGAGAUAGACAAUAUAAAGAAGAUUCACGAGACUCAGCAGCAGAGACUGGAGGAAAGAAUAGUUGCAAUGGGCAAAGAGCUACAGGAAGCCAAAAGAGCCAUUCGCAACACCCAGCACAAGAUGGCGGAGCAAAUGGCGGUUCUACUGACAUCCCAGAGCCAAUUGCAAGAGGUGGAGGCACAGAAUUCCCAUCUCCAGCUGCAGCUCAAGGAGCUCAAUGAGGAAUAUCGCUCCCGGCUAAACCGCUAUAUCCAGGAUCUGGCAGAGUAUGUGGACGGGGCAGCGAGGGCCGGGGGCAAAUCGCAGGCAGAUUCCAGCAGAAUAAAAGCCUUUGUGGACAGUAUGCUCAGCGACAUGAAGGCCUCUCACCGGUCCCGGGAGGAGCAGUUGGCGGGGGCUGCGCGGCAGUACAAGAAACGCAUGCAGAACCUCAUCAGGAAGCAUGAAAGUCUGCUCAUUGCGUACCGAAUGCAGCGGGAGCAAAUGAUGGCAUCAGGGAACCAGGACACGGACCCCGGGCCCCCCGAGCACCAUUUCUCCAUCACUGACCCCGAGCUGCAGUCUCAGGCGGGACAAGAGCUCAACCUUCUGCGGGAGGACAAAGCCCGUCUGGAAACCCAAGUCCGGGAUUUAAAGGAGAAGAAGAGGCUGGGAGACACUGGGACAGCCAAUCAGCACGUGGAACACAAUGGGGCGCUAAAUGAAGAAAGUUGGGCGGAGAUUCGAAAGCAACUGCGAGAAUUCACUCACAACACGCAGGAGGAACUGGAGAAGGAGAGGAGCCAACUGCUGUCCAGGGCACUAGUGGCAGAGGAGCAAGUAGCGGAACUACAGGACUAUGUGGACAAACAUCUGGCAAGGUACAAGCAGGAGAUUAUGCGCCUACGGAAACUCCUGGGGAGCGAAGGGCCGAGAGCUGUUAGUGCCGAUGCCCCCCAGCCAUUCCUCAGCAGAGCUGUCCGACGAAACAGCCACGAGAUGUGAGAUAUCGCCUAGUGGGCAUAAUUGGUACUGCAGCCUCAUUCUAACUGUGUAUUCCUCCAACCCAAUUGCCCCCCGGUGUCAGACACAGCAAGUGACUGACCCAAUACCAACAGAACUUUCCAUAUGUAUAUGAUCCCCUAGAAUCUCACACACACACAUAUAUAUAUAUAUAUCUCAGCCAGCGACUGACCCAAUACCAACAGAACAUUACAUACACACACAUAUAUAUAUAUACAUCUCAGCCAGCGACUGACCCAAUACCAACAGAACAUUACACACACAUAUAUAUAUAUCUCAGCCAGCGACUGACCCAAUACCAACAGAACAUUACACACACACACAUAUAUAUAUACAUCUCAGCCAGCGACUGACCCAAUACCAACAGAACAUUACACACACACACAUAUAUAUAUACAUCUCAGCCAGCGACUGACCCAAUACCAACAGAACAUUACACACACACACAUAUAUAUAUAUAUACAUCUCAGCCAGCGACUGACCCAAUACCAACAGAACAUUACACACACACACAUAUAUACAUCUCAGCCAGCGACCCAAUACCAACAGAACAUAUUUAUAUGAGAGAUUUGCUGAACAACAAUAAAUAUAUGUGGGUUAAAACCCCAUUUUGUACAGAAAUAAAACAUC